AUGGCGCCGUCGGACUCGAAACCGGCUCUGAAGCUGGAGACCGGCCAGUUCAGCAGUCAAGAGAUGCCUCCGCCUCCCACGACGACGACGGCAACGCCCUCCACCGAGAAGCCGCGCCCGAUUCUCAAGCUCAGCACCUCGCGCCAGUCCUCCUUCAGCGCCGACACUGGCACACCCUCGGCCGAGAAGAAGAUCAAGAUCAAGGUCAACUCCAGCCAGCCCAACACGCCCGCACCUUCCGUGCCUACCAUCACCAAGACCAAGGCCGGCCGAGCUUCCAAGCCCACCGAGAAGAUCAUCGAGGCCAAGAAGCGCUCCUACGAGAGCGACGACGACGACGAGAACGCCCCCAUGAUCAAUCGCAAGGUCCACACCAUCAAGAUGAAGAACCCCCCGGCCGCCGGCAGCCGCAAGCCCUUCCUCUUGCCCACACCAACCGGCAAGGUCUUCCUCAAGCCCAAGGGAGAGAAGAUCCCGCACGUGCCGGGUGAGGCCUACGACUCCGAGGCCAGCGAUAGGGAGACGGACCUGGUGCGCGAAAGCGCUGUCAUCCUGAGGACCCUGCCCGGUCCUGCCACCGAAUACUUGAACAAGGCUUUGGAGGAGGGCAGGAUCGGCCAGCCCAAACCCCCGAACGGCAACGGUGCCGACCUUUCAGUCGAGUGGCUCGAUGCCAAAGACCGCCGAGCCAUGGUGACCGUCGACGGACGGCAUUACGCCGCCGUGCUUGUCGAUCUGCCUACCAUCAUCGAGGCCAUGAAGACGUGGGAUCGCAAGAACUUUUUGAAGAACAUGGACAUCACCCAGAUGUUGCUCUGCUUCGCCGAGGUCAAGAACGAGCAGGAUGCCCGGUAUAUUGCGCUCCCUCCCAUGGUGCAAAACUCGGAGUACAAAUGGCCCCACGGCUUGACCCCUCCCAUGCACGACGCCGUCAACCGACGAUUCAGGAAGCAGCCGUCGGAAAAGCAACUGGUCAGCGCAGCUGCCCAGGUCAAGAGACUGCUCGCUGAAGACGCGCUUGCCAUUGAGCCUCCUACCUACGAAUUCAUCCAGGAUGAGGAAGAUGGCUUCUACGAAUCCGGCGAGGAAGACGCGGAGGGAGAGGAAGAACUAGAUGACUACUUCGGCAACCAAGCAGCGGGUCAGCCUGUCGAUGAAGAAGUGGACGACAUGGACAUUGACCUCGAAGCCGAGCUGGAGGCCGAGUUUGCAGGCGGCGACUUCGAAACCGAGAUGAUGGAGGGCGAGACGCCCGGUACACAGCUGGAAGCUCAGACGCCCAUGACACUUGAGGCUGCCACGCCGGCUGCUGCCGGGGGCGACAUCAGCGAAGAAGACGAAGAAGAGGAAGAAGAGAUCUCAGACGAGGAUGAGGAUGACGAUGAUGACGACGAACUCGACGAAGAUGAGGCAGCCAGGCAAGCCCAGGCGAGAGAGAUGAAGAAGGAGCUAUUUGGCAUUCGGAAGAAGGUGGCCGACCUGGAACAGCAGCAUGCGUCUGCCACCAAUGCUAUCAUGCGCAAUCGCCUGCAGCUCAACAUUCAAAACCUCAAGAAGGAGAUUGAAUUACGCAAGGCUCAGCUUAAUAUCACGGACGACGAGUAG
Messenger RNA from Neoarthrinium moseri, 1605 nucleotides. RefSeq lists its product as uncharacterized. Gene Ontology annotation, biological process: transcription initiation at RNA polymerase II promoter; RNA polymerase II preinitiation complex assembly. Gene Ontology annotation, molecular function: RNA polymerase II general transcription initiation factor activity. The transcript has a single exon. Gene Ontology annotation, cellular component: transcription factor TFIID complex. The record is from RefSeq and is a predicted model, not a curated record. Bases 1 to 1605 code for a protein of 534 amino acids. Lineage: Eukaryota; Fungi; Ascomycota; Sordariomycetes; Amphisphaeriales; Apiosporaceae.